Ochlerotatus camptorhynchus is the source of this 698-nucleotide messenger RNA. It is a transcript of the gene wrm1, whose product is annotated as wurmchen 1. The coding region runs from base 268 to 696 and encodes 142 amino acids. NCBI's taxonomy places the organism in Eukaryota, Metazoa, Arthropoda, Insecta, Diptera, Culicidae. The transcript is spliced from 4 exons. The record is from RefSeq and is a predicted model, not a curated record.
UUCGCGAAGCGUCAUUUUUUAUCGCGUAUCGUCGUGGCUCGCGAUUCGAGACUAGUUGGUUCGGGAGUUUUUCGGUGUUGUUUUUCCAAGUCAAAGAUCAACUGAAAUCCACCCUACGGACGUCCGUAAAGCCGUGUCCCACCGCAGUAGUAGUAGUAGUAGCAUCAACAAAUUGGCCAAUUUCCGUUACCACCGCAAAGCUAUCCCUAGGCCCCGGCAGUGACAAACGGCAUUGAUGCGGCGGCUCGGUGCUCCAAAUGGUGUAUCAUGUCAACGAUAGACGAACGAGUCGCUUAUCUGGAAAAUCCCUACUUCAAAGGUCACCUCUACGGUAAUUUCAACCCGUUCUACGUAACCAUCGCGAUCUGCACUGUGCUGGGCGUGUUCAUCUUUGUGCUGAACAUCAUCUGUGGCUGCUGCUCCAAACACAAACCCUACUGGCAGGACCGCCAUACCGGCAACCGUUGGCUUGUUUCGAUUUGGUCGGCAACUCCCCACAAGCAGCCUCCGCUGGAUCUGACGGAACUGAAGGACGCACGAACGUUCCAACCUGUCAAUCCCGACAUCGAGCGCCCGGUCGAGUACACCGUUUCGCACCACCGUCCUCAGCACCAACCGCAGCAGCAGUACGGACGGGGAGCCGGCUACCGAGAGGAAUACGUCGAACUGCACGCUAAACGCGAAAGUGACAUCUAAAG